GGAUCUAUUAUUGGAAUGUCUUUGGGUGAUGCUCUUGGUGCUCAUGUCGAGUUUAGACCACGAAAGUUUCUUCUGGAACAUCCAGUAGAAGAUCUUGAAGGAGGAGGAACAUGGGGUUUAGAAAAAGGGCAGUUCACAGAUGAUACAUCCAUGGCUUUAUGCUUGGCAAUUUCCUUAGUGAAUCGUCAUGAUUUCGUUCUUUAUGAUCAGUUAGUUCGCUAUAAAUGGUGGUAUAAAAAUGGGUAUAUGUCAUCGACAGGAUCAUGUUUUGAUAUUGGUGCAGCUACUAAACAAUCGAUAUGCGAGUUUGAACGUCACCAAAAACAAUUCACGACAAAAUAUAACAUUUCUCUUGAUCAAAUAGACUUUCUCUCAGACUCUGAUCUACUCAAAAACUUUGAUGUGCAUUGCAGUGAAGACGGUGUAGCUGGAAAUGGAGCGUUGAUGCGAUUGGCACCUGUACCUCUUUUUUUCUAUAAGUUUCCAAAAUAUGCCGUCGAAUUGUCUGGUCUAAGCGGCAUGAUUACUCAUGGUGAUCGAAAAGCGUAUGAUGCUUGUCGUUAUUAUGGUGCUUUAAUCGUGGCUGCUCUUCGUAAUGAAACAAAAGAACAGUUACUUGACAAUCACUUUUAUUCUAAACAUGAAGAAUGGUUCAGUAAUAAUCUACUCUGUCCAGAGAUCAUGAAUAUUGCUGAAGGAUCAUAUAAGCGGAAAGGUGGAUAUGAUGAAGGUAUUCGAGGCAAAGGAUAUAUUGUUGAUGCACUCGAAGCUGCUUUGUGGGCUUUUUGGUCUGAUGGAGAUUCUUUUGAAAAAGGAGCACUCGCCGCAGUUAAUCUCGGCGAUGAUACUGAUACAACAGCUGCUAUUUAUGGUCAAUUGGCUGGUGCCUACUACGGCUAUGAAAAGCUUCCUCAGAAAUGGAUAAAGUUCGUCUAUGCUAAAAAAUUUAUGGAAUGUUUGAGUAAGUGGAUUGCGUAUGAAGGAGAAAAAUGGCAACCAAAAUCGUCAAUUAUGUAUAACGUUUUGCUACUUUUACCAAACAACGAUAGUUCUAUGGAAUUAUCUACUUCCUCGAAGUUCAAUAUCAAUACGGAACAAAUAAAAACACAAAAUAUGACUUUUUCAUCUGGUAGCCACGCUUCUGAAGCAUCAGCUUCACCGAAUAAACCAAGCGAAUCAGAAAAAGAACUACAACAAAACAGAAUGACUGCAAAUAAAAAGCCAUCCACAAUAAUACAGACAACAGCUUCAAGAAAACUACCAUCUAGUAACAGCACUACAACAAAUAAAAAUAGAAACUAUGCAAUAGAUACGAGAACGAUGGACUCACCUCAACGAUCGCAAAGAGCACAAACUAAUUCACAAGUUCUUCCUAAGUCCAAUAUUCCAGCUCAAAUGAGCACUAAAAAACCUACCUACACAUCAAAAAAGCCUUGA
Adineta steineri is the source of this 1437-nucleotide messenger RNA. The record is from the annotation of a GenBank genome assembly. Lineage: Eukaryota; Metazoa; Rotifera; Eurotatoria; Adinetida; Adinetidae.